Messenger RNA from Labrus bergylta (ballan wrasse), 2551 nucleotides. RefSeq lists its product as uncharacterized. NCBI's taxonomy places the organism in Eukaryota, Metazoa, Chordata, Actinopteri, Labriformes, Labridae. The record is from RefSeq and is a predicted model, not a curated record.
ACGGUCCCUGCACCGAGCACCAGGCAGCUCUGCUUAGAGGUCAAUGCAGGUUCCCCUGCACGCAGGACGGCUCGUUUUGAGGAAAACCCGGUUGUAGCUCGCAGCCUACCUUCCUGUGAUUUCAAAGAGUUCGGUUUUGUAAAAGCAAAGUUCCGCUGAUGAGUUAUUGAUCCGGGAAAGCCGAAUCUGUGAAUAUAUUUCUAACUUUACUGAAGAAACUGACGGUCGUUUCCUGUUUAAAAGACUUAGUUACUUUCACUUCUGUUUCUCUCUCUGCAGACAUCUGGCGCUGAAAAGGACUGGGCAGAGAAGAUUCUCCUUCACUAACCUGUGUGUCCAUAAAGAGUGACAUCAUGGAAUGGCAUGGAUUACCAGUGUGUGAAGAUCAAGAUCCAUGUUCUCCUGCACCGAGCUGUGACUCCAUGGAGAGUGACAGGUCCAAGGGUAGUCCUCCUUAUUUUGAUGAGAAGAUUCCUCCAAUUUCUGAUGCACGAUGGGGAGACAUCGGUCAAACCUUUGAAGAGAAGGAUGACCUGCUGCUAUCUCCCCGAUCAAAGUGUGAAGAUCAAGGUCAAAGUUCUCCUGCAUCGAGCUGUGAGUCCAUGAAGAGUGACAGGUCCAAGGGUAAUCCUCCUUCUUUUGAUGAGAAGAUUCCUCCAAUUUCUGAUGCACGACGGGGAGACAUCGGUCAAACCUUUGAAGAGACAGAUGACCUGCUGCUAUCUCCCCGAUCAAAAGCUCACAAGAGGUCAUCGGAGGUCGUCGGAGGACGUAAAACAGACCUGGGCUCCAUACUUAAGCCUCAACAUCAGGUGAGAUCUCUGAUCGGCCUAUCACCUGCCAAGGGGAGUGGUGCUGUGGGUACUAAACACUUGACAACGCCUAAGGCUCGGCGUCGGAGGUCCAAGAGUGAUGACGUAAAGAAAUUUAAAACUGGAAACAUUGAAAAUCUCAAGCCUGAGGAAAACUACAUGUAUUGGAAGAUGAAGGCUCAGGUGCUGCAGUCUCGUGUGGAUAAACUGGAAAAGCAAAACAGAUCGCUUAAGCAGCAACUUGAGGGCAAAUCUGCAGCAAAGCCAGGGGUCAGAUGCAGAAACUAAAAUCUUUUGUAAUUACAAAGUAAGGAAGUUCUUGUUCAAUGUUUGUGUAAGUGUAAUUCCUGAUUUUUUUUCUUAUGAACUUCUCAGAUGCUGUAGGGCAGGCAUAAUAGACCUAUGCAUAUGCCUUUAUAUACAGUAUAUUUGGUGUGAAAUCAUUAACUAAAGGACUGAAAUGUUAUUUCCAUACAUAAUAAUAAUCUAUAUGAUUUAUUUAAUUUGUAAAGUAAAGUUGUAUUACAACAUUAGUUAGUUUUUUGGGAAAGGGCAAAUUAGAUUCACAUGAACUGUCAAAUGUGCUAGCUUAUUUUCAGGAGUACCACAGACAUGAGGCUUGCACCGAGUGGCUAAAAUUAACAAUACAAGGAAUAAUAUGUGACUUUUUGAUCCAGCAGAUGUCGCCCUUGAGCACCAGCAUGAAACCAAAACAACUCCCACUGCAUUGUUGUGUUAGCAUGCUAAUGCUAGCGAUCUUUAUUAUGCUCGUAUCUUCACACUGCAUGUAAAUUUACCUGAAAUGAGCGUGAUCUAGAAACACAGUUAAGCAGUGAGUACAGUAUGUUAUUCUUCUUUUCUCUAGUCCCUCAAUUAAACAACUUUUAUACGCGAGGGGAGGAGUCAGCCGGCCGUCCUGGCGAUGUAAACAAACUGAAGAUAGGACUCGGACAACAUCACAGACAGCGAAUCUGGCUCCAGGACUUAAAGGUUGUAGCAGGGCAAAAACUUGCGAGAGUCGAAUCACACCCACAGCCGUAGACAAGGAUCAGAAAGCCUACUAAGUUAAGAGACCUCAGAAUGCACACUCCGGACCAGCUGACCCCCAUAGCAUCCUGUUGUUUAAAUCUCAAGCAAUGGGCACUUUACGACCCAUUAAGAGAGCCCCCACUGACGCUCUGCAUCUCAUUAGAAAGAUCGUUUAAAACUGUCAAGCACAACAAUUUUUCUCACAUCAAGUGGUCCUAUUUCCUGCAUCAAAUAAAAGUUUCUGUGAUCUCUUGGUUAGAUGCAACAAAUGAUGGGUUGAAUGGGACUGAAUCAUCUGAUUCCGUUUUGAUAUGAUGCUUAAUGGAUGAAACUUUCACUGUCGAACACUACUGCCAUCUAGUGGUUAGGAUUUUCUUUGACACAUUAGACCUAUAAUUACAUGUUUAGGUAGAUUAUGAUUUUAUCAUUUUAUUGACUAUAGAUUAGGAUGUGUUAUUCCUACAUUUCAUUUAUCUAUGACUUUGUUAUUUUGUUGACUGUUUAAUACAUUGUUUGUCUUGAUUUACAGAUUGAAAGAGAAUAAUAUUCUCAUAAUGUUUAGCGAUUACUUCGUUAUAGUUAUAUAUAUAGUUAUAUAGUGAAGUUAUACCCAUUUCUUUUGUUUGCUUUUAUUUAGUCAUUUUACUGUCAUACUUGUCUUCUUGUUAUCAUUCACUGAGAUUAUUGAUUAAAUUCACGUCAUUCAUAUA